This is a messenger RNA of Tetrapisispora phaffii CBS 4417, 1092 nucleotides long. RefSeq names its product oxidoreductase (gene CYC2). Lineage: Eukaryota; Fungi; Ascomycota; Saccharomycetes; Saccharomycetales; Saccharomycetaceae. The record is from RefSeq and is a predicted model, not a curated record. Gene Ontology annotation, molecular function: oxidoreductase activity. The transcript has a single exon. Bases 1 to 1092 code for a protein of 363 amino acids.
AUGUUUCUACAAAAAUCAUUUGUGCGAUUAUAUUCUCUUAAUGCAUUGAAAUCAACUUCACGGUUCAAUUGGAAAAGACAUAAAGUGAUAUAUGGGUUAUCUUGCGGGGCUCUAUCGUUCUCAAUAUAUAUGGCGUAUAACUCACUGUCUCGAUUCAAUGAUUCUCCAAACCUGUCAACUGAUCAUUUUACAAAGUAUAGAAUUAGCUACAAGAAAGACAUUGAUGAAGAACAUUUUUUAUUAGAAUUGACACCUAUCUUGACACAGAAUCAGAAUUUGUGGCAGAUAAUAGGAUCUACAAAAAUUUGGUCAGUAGAAAUAAAACAACCUGAAAUUAUGGUUGUUAGAAACUAUACUCCCUUGCCGUUUUAUUUUGAUGCUUCUGCAGGCCAGAUACAGUUGCUGAAAGAUGGAGAGAAUGCCGAUGGUAAACUAAUGUUCUAUUUAAAACAAUAUAAAAAUGGUGAAGUUGCAAGAUGGAUACAUGGUCUUGGUAUUAACGAUACCGUGGAGUUGCGAGGACCUUAUAUAGAAUACGAAUUCCCAAAUCCUAACCAUGAGAUGAAGAGAGAUAGAAAUAUAUUAAAGGAUCUAGAAAAAACUACUCAUGCAACUGAACAAAAGCAAAUAUUCAAAUACGAACCACUGAAUAUUCUAAUGUUUACAGCAGGUACAGGUGUAGUACCUGCUUUGCAGUUGCUCUUGACAGAAUCUCCAUUUUAUGGAACUAUGCAUCUUUUCCAUUCCUGUAAGACCAAAUCAGAAUUGGGACCUCUUUCUAAAUAUUUAGACGUCCUUGAUAAACAAAAUAGAAUAAAACUGCACAUGCAUGAAUCUAGUAAGGGCGGAAACAUCAAGGAUGUCAAUAUCAAGGAACUGCUAAACCAAAUCCCAGAACCAGUUCCAUAUAAAGAAAUGAAAUCGAAUGGACCUCACAAUAAUAAUACUAACCCUUCGUUAGCGUUGGUUUGUGGACCUGAUUCAUUCAUCACAACAGUUGCUGGUGAGAAAUACGAUUUUUCGCAGGGACCAGUUGGCGGUCUAUUGAAGGAAAAAGGCUGGGACAAUCAAAAUGUAUAUAAAUUUCCAUAA